AUGGAAUCCUCGAAAAUUCUCUUGGUGUGGACAAGCCCAAUAUCAGAUGUAGUAGCAGAGCUAUUCACCAAUGUAUCUGUGAAACUGUCUGAAUUGAUUGACUGUAUUACAAACAGUAUAAUAGCAACAGAUUUAUUUCAUCUAAUAAUUCCGUUAGAUUCUUUGCAAAAAUUAAUCGAAGAUCCAGUCUAUCACUUCCCCCAAAUACAGUAUAUUGAUGUUUAUUUCGAUGAUUUGGAUGAUCCAUUUGUGAAGCAAUUCUGUCUUCUCGUUCAACAUGAUCAUCGAAUCAAAUUUCAUUCUAUACAAGAUCUACCUCAACGCGUGUGUAAAAUCAUCUGCGACAAUGCUGUAGCAGCAAUAUCUGAUUCAUUAUGCAGAGAAAUCGUUUAUGCUUUGUCUUCAUCUAUCGAAAACCGUAUUGCUGCUAAAAGUGCCUCAAUGUUACUUCGCCAAUGUAAGACAUCGAAACAAUUUCCUCUAGCUGAUGUUAGAGGAUUUCCUGUGAAGAAUAUUGCUGAAGUUCACUCAGACUUCAAAUGUUCUUCUUGUCAGCUAGUGUUUGAAAAGCUGUAUCCACUUGAAUGCGGACAUCGAAUGUGUUCUAUAUGUGUGAAAGUUCGAACGAAAUGUGCCAUUUGUUCGAUAACUAUCACGCCAAAUAGAAUUUCUGUUGAUGACAACAAUCGGCAAACGACUAUGAAAGAUGAACGGGCAGUUUGUUCAGACUGUGAUUGGUCAGGGUCGCUGGGAGUUUAUUAUCAAGAACAUUUCAAAGUUAAACACCAGCAUCUAUGGACAUGUUCUGUUCGAAAUUCUGACUGCAGUAACCAUGCUUGGGUAUUGAAUUCAGAGUACUCAACAACAACAUUGUUGGAUGGUACAGGCAUUUGGAGAAUUUCUGAUGUCGAUGCUCUGAAAAAAAAUCCAGAGAAAGCGAUAUAUUCCAGUCCAUUCUACCUUUUUCCUGGUGGAUACAAAGCAUGUUUGAAACUGUAUUUAAAAGGCAAUGGCCAUGCACGACACACACACACAUCGGCAUUUCUUGUUCUCAUGUCAGGUGGCUACGAUGAACAUCUUCGGUGGCCAUUUCAAUAUCAAGUGACAUUUACUUUGCUCGAUCAUGUCUCAGCUAAGUAUAAUGUGUCAACGUCUUUUUUACCUGACAAAACAUCGAGUUCAUGCCAACGUCCAUUAAACACCAUGAACACACCGCAUGGCGUUAUCAACUGCUUUUCGCUAGAUUCAUUAGACAAAUAUCAACAUCAUUAUGUGGAGAGUGACACAAUUUAUAUAAAACUUCAAGUGAAUUUCUCUGCAGAAAUGCUACUUUCACCGUUAAUGCCCGGUGUAAACGAAUCCUACGAUGAUGAAGAAAAGAACACAACAUGA
Molecule: messenger RNA, 1392 nt
Organism: Adineta ricciae
Lineage: Eukaryota; Metazoa; Rotifera; Eurotatoria; Adinetida; Adinetidae
Source: the annotation of a GenBank genome assembly